GUCACGGAGGUUGUUACGAUCUGUCGUCAUUGUCGGCGUUGAUUAUUAGACAGUGCAGCGAGCGUGUGAAUGGAAUAGUGUUGAGUGGGAAUAGACGAAAGAUAGUCAGCUCGGAACGAGAUUAGUCGUCAGCAUUGGUCAGUUAUCGUGAUCUAGUAGGCUCAAGGAUUAAAAGGAGUUCCUCUGAAUCACAAGAUUUCGCAUCAACUCACGCCAAAACCAACGUCAAACGCUUCUUAUGCGCCUCCACCAUGCCGUCUGCACUUACACUUUCACUCACUGCGGGGCUGCUGGUGCUACUAUUCGCCACCAUCGAACCGUGUGAGGGUCAGGCACUGAUUACGGCAUUGGAUUCACCUCUCCUCACCAGCAAGUACCGGAAGCUGCGGGAACUGAUGUUUAACUUUAUCGGCCCCACGGGCAACAACAAGAACAAGUUUCUGGUUAAUCUUAAGAAGGGGAAACUGCAGCGUCAGUUUGGGGCGGAAGAUCCGUUCUUCUGCAACACGACGGGUAUGCGUAGCCCCACGGUGCCAUCCUCGGUGGACGAGCUACGCCCGGGAGACAUCGAUAUUGUCGGUGCCAUCGGGGACUCGCUAACGGCAGGGAAUGGAGCAAUGGCUACGAACAUGCUGGAGGUGCUGAUCGAGAACAAAGGACUCUCUUGGAGCAUCGGAGGGCAGGGUACAUGGCGCCAGUACCUUACGCUACCGAACAUACUGAAGGAGUUCAAUCCGAAGCUGUACGGUUAUCCGAUCACCGAUGGACUUUCGUCGAGAAAAUCUGCACUGUUCAAUGCCGCCGAAGGAGGUGCGAUGUCACAGGACAUACCGUACCAGGCACGCAACCUCGUCAAGCGGAUGCUCUCCGAUCGUAACGUAGACAUUGCGAAACACUGGAAGAUGAUUACGCUCAUGAUCGGGGGCAAUGAUUUCUGUGCCGAGAUCUGCUACAUGGCCACACCCGAGAAGAUACUGGAGUACCACGAGAAGAACAUCGUCAGUGCACUGCGCACCUUCCGCGAUUAUCUGCCUCGAACAUUCGUUAAUCUCGCGGCCAGUCCCAAGGUCGACCUGCUAGCCCGGUUCAAGAACAAACCGCAGGAGUGCGUCUCGAUGCACCGGAUCGAGUGUCCCUGUCUGAUUGCGUCGCGCUUUCGCAAGCAACGGAAGCGCUUCAUCAAGCUCAUCGAUGACUGGAACAUGCUACAGAUGGAGAUCGUUAGGCGGCCGGAAUUUCACACCAAGCCCGACUUUACCGUCGUCUAUCAACCGUUCGCGAUGAAUCUCACCUUUCCCGAGACACCGACCGGUGAUACGGACUUUACCUACAUGUCGCUCGACUGUUUCCACCUCAGCCAGAAAGGGUACGCGCUCGCUUCGAAUGCACUGUGGAACAAUAUGCUGGAACCGAUCGGCAGUAAGUCGCUGAGCUGGGAGCGUGAGUUCGAGCUGUUCCGGUGUCCCAGCGACAGCAUGCCUUUCCUUCGUACACCCGGAAAUAGCUAAACGCUAAACGGUGUCUCGGAGUGUCGCCGAGCGUUAGAAAUUUGGCCAGUUCGGCAUCGAUGGUCGAUGCCAAUGCCAGAAGCGAAUUGUGAUAUCAAACCGUUAGCAGUAAUUCAUCCAACCAGCUUUUGCUUUUCAUACUCGGUUAAG
Messenger RNA from Anopheles aquasalis, 1658 nucleotides. RefSeq names its product phospholipase B1, membrane-associated-like. Gene Ontology annotation, biological process: phospholipid metabolic process. Lineage: Eukaryota; Metazoa; Arthropoda; Insecta; Diptera; Culicidae. Gene Ontology annotation, molecular function: glycerophospholipase activity. The record is from RefSeq and is a predicted model, not a curated record.